Lachancea mirantina is the source of this 762-nucleotide messenger RNA. The record is from the annotation of a GenBank genome assembly. NCBI's taxonomy places the organism in Eukaryota, Fungi, Ascomycota, Saccharomycetes, Saccharomycetales, Saccharomycetaceae.
AUGUCAUCAAGUCGUGAAGAUUCCGUUUACUUGGCUAAACUCGCCGAACAGGCUGAGCGUUAUGAGGAGAUGGUGGAGAGUAUGAAGGCGGUGGCUUCUUCCGGACAGGAGUUGUCGGUGGAAGAGCGUAACUUGCUUUCCGUGGCUUAUAAGAACGUAAUUGGUGCGCGUCGUGCGUCGUGGAGAAUCGUUUCUUCCAUCGAGCAGAAAGAAGAGGCCAAGGAGAAGUCUGAGCACCAAGUGAAGCUCAUUCGCACCUACCGCUCCAAGAUCGAGUCGGAACUAACCAAGAUCUGCGACGACAUCUUGUCGGUAUUGGACACACAUUUGAUUCCUUCCGCCAGCACGGGAGAGUCCAAGGUGUUCUACUACAAGAUGAAGGGUGACUAUCAUCGGUAUCUCGCCGAGUUCUCUUCCGGCGACGUAAGAGAAUCUGCUACUGGUGCCUCGCUAGAUGCGUACAAGACUGCGUCCGACAUUGCCACGACCGAGUUGCCACCAACUCACCCAAUUCGUCUGGGUUUGGCUUUGAACUUUUCUGUCUUCUACUACGAGAUCCAAAAUUCUCCAGACAAAGCCUGUCAUUUGGCCAAGCAAGCCUUCGACGACGCCAUUGCCGAAUUGGACACGUUGUCAGAAGAGUCCUACAAAGACAGCACUUUGAUUAUGCAACUGUUGAGGGACAACCUGACGUUGUGGACUUCCGACAUGUCGGAAGCGGGUCAAGACGAGCAACAGCCAACUGAAGGGGCACAAGAAUGA